AUGAAUUCUACUAACUGUUCCAUUGAUGAUUUCAAGCGCUCAGUAUUUCCCAUUGCUUACCUGCUGAUCUUCAUCUUGGGUGUUGUGGGUCAUUCGAUCUCCAUCUAUGUCUUCUUCAGCCUGUGGAGGAAGAAGAGGAGGCUGACAUCAGUCAACGUGUUCAUGGUGAACUUGUUGGUAUCGGACCUGAUGCAAGUGUGCUCCUUACCCUUCAGAGCUUCUUAUUACCUGUCUGGCUCAAAAUGGCUCUUUGGCCCCUUGGCUUGCCGGCUCCUUUUCUAUGUCUUCUACCUCAAUAUGUACAGCUCCAUCUACUUCUUGGUCUUUCUCAACAUUAUGCGCUACCUGGCUCUGAUACGGCCAUAUCUCUUUCAACAAUUGCAGAACUGCUGCAGUGGGUAUGUCAUUUCUUUGGUCAUCUGGCUGUUUCUGUCUCUGGUUAGCAGUCCUCUCCUCAUUGCGUCGAGCAGCAGUACUAAUGUCACUGACAAAUGCAUGGAGCUGCCUGAAGAUAGUAAACCCAUCAGAAUGCUGAUUGUCAUCAACAACACUACAGUGGCCAUGGGCUUUGUGGUGCCUAUGGCAAUCAUCUUGUGGUGUUCUGUUUUUGUGGCCUGCAGACUCCUAAAACCUGGUCCAGCACAGUGCAAGGCCACCACCUCAAGGAAGAAGGGUUGUGCUCUGGUUAUCAUCAACCUGGGAUUCUUCCUAAUCUGCUACUUGCCAUAUCAUGUAAUGAGGGCCAUCUUCUUAAAAGCAGAGUGGAAUUGGAAAACGCACAACUCCACUCAGCUAAUCCAGUCAUGCGAUUACAUUCAGGGAGUCCGUAAAGCAGCUGUGAUGACUCUUUGCUUAGGUGCAGCCAACAGCUGCUUGGACCCCAUCCUUUUCUUCUUUGUUGGAGAAAAUUUCAAAAGUUUCUUUAUGAAGCUGCUGUGGACGAAAAAGAGAAGCAAAUGCCAGCAGAGGGCAGAGUUGCAGGAGCUGCAAAACUGA
This is a messenger RNA of Electrophorus electricus (electric eel), 996 nucleotides long. The record is from RefSeq and is a predicted model, not a curated record. Lineage: Eukaryota; Metazoa; Chordata; Actinopteri; Gymnotiformes; Gymnotidae.